CCAGAGGGGCCCAUGGCGGAGACCAAGGCGUACCGCUACGGGCUCAUCGUGCUGGGGCUGCUGCUGGUGGCCCUGGGCCUGUUUGUCAUGAGCGUGGAGGAGCCCCAUGUCUAUGCCACCUUCUGUGGGAUGGGAGUGCUUGCCACCGCCAUCGGCACCGCCUGGAGCAUGUGCCAGUGCUACCCGAAGAUGACCAUCAUCAUUCCAACACAGGAGGUGGUCUGUGUGAGUGACAUGGAGGGCUCAUAUGUUGCUCCCAUCAUCAGCUGCUGUGAAACCUCCACAGGUCCUCUGAGAGCUCCUCUGGCAAGCAUUAGUGAUGAAGAGGAGGAAGAGGAGGAAGAGGAUGGAUCUGUAAUGGGAGACUCGAGUCUGGCAGCGGUGGCACAGACCAAAGCCAUCGUGCACUUUGCUGCUGCUGCUGCUGCUCCUCAACCUUGCUUCAGUACCCCUCUCGCCCACAGGAAGUCUGUCCCACAGGGGCUGCAGCCUGACACCGCAGAAAUGCAUUAUGGGGUGGUGGAGGACUCCUGCUACUUCUCCUCUGACUUGGACAGCGACUGACUGGAGCCUGCUGAGAGAAGCUGCUACCUUGAAGAGCAAGAUAUCCUCCACCCUCCUGCACUUCACAAUCUGGUGCGUCACGGGAAAGGACUAGCGAGUGCAGAUAAGAUAAGAAAGAAAGUCUUGGCACUUGGUCUUGGAAUUCUUGGAAAGUCUUGGCACAAUAAAACAGAAAACUACCCAUCUGAAGAUGUUCCAGUGACUUACUUUCUUUCUUAUCUGCAGAAUCUGAAACCUGUUGGCUCUUACUAACAUCAACCUGUAAUGAUAUAAAAACAGUAAAAUAAUGCAGCAUAACCAUUAACACCAUAGAGUUGAUUUAACUACUACUAGAGAGUAUUUAGUCCCUGGGUACUCUCUAAGUCUUGAUUUAACACUGCAUUAAAAAAACACCCGUUACUACAGGA
Messenger RNA from Engraulis encrasicolus (European anchovy), 971 nucleotides. RefSeq names its product barttin CLCNK type accessory subunit beta (gene bsnd). Gene Ontology annotation, molecular function: chloride channel regulator activity. The record is from RefSeq and is a predicted model, not a curated record. Gene Ontology annotation, biological process: chloride transport. Bases 13 to 564 code for a protein of 183 amino acids. The transcript has 3 exons. NCBI's taxonomy places the organism in Eukaryota, Metazoa, Chordata, Actinopteri, Clupeiformes, Engraulidae. Gene Ontology annotation, cellular component: basolateral plasma membrane; plasma membrane.